AGCCUUUUGCCUCUUGUCAUUGAACCAAUCGCAGAGGUGGGGCCCCCCACGAUGAAUUGCUCAGUGCUAUCUCUUAAAGAAGAGAAUUUUUCUCUUCACUGUUGCAAAGAUCUCUUCGUUAAUUCUUUUCCCUGUGUCUCUCGUUUCUUGGUCUGGACCUAGGAUUUUACCUCCCUUGCUUCCUUCUUGCACCUCCCCACAACCAUCGACAAUAUGGGCCGUGAGGGAGACAGGGCUCCCACACCCCACAGUGCCGUCUCUACCGCGGUGAAAUCUGUUUCUCUGACAUCAGAAUCCCCGGACCUGGAGAAGCACGUGGAUUCGUCAUUUACCAUCCGCCGGGCUUCUGAUCCCAAGAGCGCCACCGUUGGGAGUAGUGAGUCCGUGAGCAAUGCGAAUUUCAAGCCGUCCGCGGACCAUACCCAUCGCAAGCUUAAGCCCAGGCAUAUCCAGCUAAUCGGAAUCGGAGGAACAAUUGGAACGGCUCUGUUUGUCCAGAUAGGCACCGGCUUGAUGAGUGGUGGGCCCGCGAAUUUGUUCAUGGCCUUCACCUUAUGGUACGUCUACUCCUAAGAUCGACCUCAGUUGGCUGAGGAAAAUCACCAUUCUUCUUUUUCUUUGUUCCACUUGUCUAUUUUAUGUAAUUUCUCUUAUGAUUAGCUUUGGCAAGCUAUGAUUUAUUGUUGUUUAUACAGAGACAACAAGUUUAUCUCAUGAUCUUUAUCGUAUGGUCCAUUUGCAAAUGUCUAGGUCGGAAAGGCUCUUAUGUUCAACUACUUAAGAGUUAAGGUAAGAAAGGCCGGGCUACUGAAUGCAGAGCGACCUUAUUUCUUUCAUUGGAUUGGAAUCCGCCAAACCAGAGAUUAUCGAUAGAAGCUUGCAAUGAACUUGUGCAUUUCUUUUCUGUCACUUGAAACAACUGGAAUCUCAUACCGAUCGUGAAAAACUAGGAGUACCUUUAUUCUGGCUGUUACUAUGUGCAUGGCUGAAAUGGUCACAUAUCUACCAAUCUCUUCACCUUUCAUCCGGUUCGCUGGUCGCUACGUGGACGAGGCGUUUGGCGUUGCCGCCGGAUACAAUUUUUUCGUCUUCGAAGCUGCCAUGGUGCCCUUUGAAAUCGUUGCUUGCAACUUCAUCAUCCAUUACUGGAGCGAUAUCGUUCCUGCUGCGGUCAUUAUUUCGAUCGUAAUUGUGAUCUAUGCGAUAAUCAAUUUCUUCGCCGUUCAUUGGUACGGGGAGUCAGAAUUUUGGCUGGCUAUAGGUAAAGCCCUACUCAUCAUCGCAUUAAUCAUAUAUACUUUCAUUGUCAUGCUUGGGGGCAACCCAAUCGGGGACCGUUUUGGAUUCCGGUACUGGCGUGACCCAGGGAGCUUUGCAGAGUUACAUAAGACGGGAGAUCUUGGCAGGUUUCUAGGAUUCUUACAGUGCCUAAUUCAGGCGAGUUUCACGAUUGCCGGCCCGGACUAUGUGUCAAUGGCUGCCGGUGAGGCCGAAAAUCCGCGGAAGUCAAUGCCCCGAGCGUACAAUGCCGUCUUUUACCGAUUAACGUCGUUUUUCAUUCUGGGAAGCUUGGCUGUAGGCAUCAAUGUACCCUACAACGACCCGACUAUGAAGGAUGCUUUUACCAAAGGUCUCCCAGGUGCUGCUGCAUCCCCGUACGUCAUAUCAAUGAACAGGCUGAAGAUCCCGAUUUUCCCGCACAUUGUGAACGCGAUGGUUCUCAUGGCCGCAUUCAGCGCAGGUAAUAGCUACGUUUACUGCGCCAGUCGGAGCCUCUACGGUCUUGCCCUCGAGGGCAAAGCACCUCGAAUCUUCACUCGUUGCACCAAAAACGGAGUACCGACGUAUUGUGUGAUGCUCGUUCUUCUAAUCGCCCUAUUGAGCUUUCUUCAAGUUUCCAACAGCGCCGGUGUAGUGUUGCAGUGGUUUGUCAGCCUAGUCACGGCGUCUCAGCUGAUCAACUUCUCAAUAAUGGCGUUCACCUACAUUCGAUUUAAGAAGGCAUGCGAUGCGCAGGGCCUGUCUCGCGAUUCCCUGCCAUUCAAGUCCCCUUGGCAACCGUUCCUAGCGUGGUACGCCUUCGUGGGUUGUGCUAUUAUGGCAGUUGUGGGUGGAUACACCGUCUUCUUGCCUGGUAAAUGGGACGUACCGACUUUUCUGUUCUCGUAUACGAUGGUCGCUGUUGUUCCAUUCCUGUUUAUUGGCUGGAAAGUCUUCAAACGUACCAGGUUUCUCAAGCCAACGGAAGUAGACCUGAUGCAAGAUCUAGAUGAGAUUGAAGAGUAUACGAGAAAUUUUGUCCCGCAGCCACCGAGGAACACAGUGGAAAAGAUCCUCGACAAGAUGUUUUGAUUUCUAGACGAUAUCCUGAACGGCGCAUCAAAACCCACCGUACGCGGCGAACUUUUUAUGGAAUGGAGAGGAUGGGCGGACAGCAUAAUUUUGACCAGUUUUCAACGAUUAUAGGGUAGAUUUAGGAAGCAAUUUGGUUUUGCAGUUGGGAACGACUCGAUGCGGGGCGCAACUAGUCGCCAAGGAUACGCUGGG
Messenger RNA from Coccidioides posadasii C735 delta SOWgp, 2547 nucleotides. RefSeq lists its product as uncharacterized. Gene Ontology annotation, cellular component: membrane. Gene Ontology annotation, biological process: amino acid transmembrane transport. NCBI's taxonomy places the organism in Eukaryota, Fungi, Ascomycota, Eurotiomycetes, Onygenales, Onygenaceae. Gene Ontology annotation, molecular function: amino acid transmembrane transporter activity. The record is from RefSeq and is a predicted model, not a curated record.